AUGACCUCUGAAUCCACUCCGUCAAAGGGCGGGGGCAUGUUGUCUCUCUAUGCCAAUUUACUCGACUCGUCUGCCGACAACUCCCCCGGAACCAUUUCUCGCGCGCCGGUUGUCUUCAAACAAAGCUCUGAAGGCGAGGGUCAGCUCGAUGAGUCCUCUGUCAAGAAACAAGUUAGCACUGCUUCACUUCGAUUUCAGCCUACAAAACGGCCCCAGUUAGCAGCACAGAAACCUAAGACUAAACCAAGUUUACCGAAAAAUACUCCUGCAGCACCUCCGACAACUGCUCCGGUCAAGACUACACUGGCAGAUUGGGCGGCUACGGAAGAGGAUGAUGUGAAUGGAUUCUACGCUGGACCAAAGAGGCAACGAGGCGGGCGCAAGAAGCGCAAGAAGAACCGAGAAGCACAUGAGAUCGUCCAGAACUGGGACGAUAUCUAUGACCCGUCAAGGCCGAAUAACUAUGAUGAAUACAAACACAGUGACGAGCAAAUAUCCGAGGUUCGGGAGUGGAAGGAUCGUUUAUAUGCGCACCGCAUGACAAGAUCGCGGAGUCAGGACUCGUAUAGCGACGAUGAAUAUACACGUCCAAUGAAGCGACAAUUUGCUCCCCCAGGUAGUUUCGCUCCACCUCCAAAUCUCAAUGAUAUUCCACCUCCACCGUCCGAUUCUGCCCAAGAUGCUGCUUCCGGGGAAGAUGCAUUCGAUCGGCGGGCCCGAAUGGGUACAAACCCAAGCGAUACACCAAUGCCAGACUAUUCACCACCCCAGGCACCACUUACCAUAGUGGCCGACGAUCCCACCGGCGAAGAUGCUUAUAUGCGGCGUUCUCAAAUGCCAGCUUCGACUCAACCCCCAGCUCCUCCAAGGACCUUGGACUCUUUCCAGCCGGCCUUCGCUACAAUAUCUCGCGCCUCAGUCCGAUAUGCUCUUCCACCGCCUCCGGAGGAUAUUCCAGCAUCAGAAGCGGAACUUGAGGAAUUCUUUGCGAACGAGCAGCCUGCCGAGGAUGAAGGCGAAGAGAAUGGCCAGCGUUCCCUCCGGCCUGGACAAAAAGGAUUUGCCGAACGAUUGUUGGCUAAGUACGGAUGGACAAAAGGAUCUGGGCUGGGUGCAACUGGCUCCGGUAUUGUCAAUCCAUUACAAGUCAAAGUGGAAAAACAGAAGAAACGCCCAGAUUCGGAGGGUGGUGGAUUUGCUACCCCGGCUGGCAGGGGCAAAAUUAUUGGGGGCAAGAGAAAGCAUGAAGAUACCGGCAAGUUUGGUCCAAUGAGUGAAGUCAUUGUCCUGAAAGGGAUGCUAGACGGCAUGGACUUGGAUGCAGAAUUGGCGGGGGAUGAAGGCGGAGGUAUAAUGCAGGAAAUUGGAGAAGAGUGUGCGGAAAAGUAUGGACGUGUUGAGCGGGUCUAUAUCUAUCGUGAUGCUGGACCUCCGGUUCCCGUCUUCAUCAAAUUUACUGCCCAACUUUCUGCUCUUCGGGCUGUGAAUGCCCUCGAAGGCCGGAUAUUCAACGGGAACAAAAUCACUGCGCGGUUUUUCGACACUCAGAACUUUGAACAAGGCAUAUAUGAGGAUUGA
Molecule: messenger RNA, 1578 nt
Organism: Aspergillus ochraceoroseus IBT 24754
Lineage: Eukaryota; Fungi; Ascomycota; Eurotiomycetes; Eurotiales; Aspergillaceae
Product: putative G-patch DNA repair protein (Drt111)
Exons: 5
Coding region: 1-1578 (525 amino acids)
Biological process (GO): mRNA cis splicing, via spliceosome
Cellular component (GO): precatalytic spliceosome
Molecular function (GO): nucleic acid binding
Source: RefSeq, a predicted model, not a curated record